Meloidogyne enterolobii is the source of this 1710-nucleotide messenger RNA. Lineage: Eukaryota; Metazoa; Nematoda; Chromadorea; Rhabditida; Meloidogynidae. The record is from the annotation of a GenBank genome assembly.
AUGAGUGUUGACAAAAAGAACAAGGUUGUUCUCAAAUCCUGGCCGUUGGAGCAACUUAGGAGAUGGGCUGCCUCUCCAAAUACUUUUAAUAUUGAUUUUGGUGAUUACCAAGAUGGGUAUUACUCUGUUCAGACGCCAGAGGCAGGAAAGAUUAAACGACUCAUAGCAGAAUUUGUGGAUAUAAUACUUAUCAAAAAACAAUUAGUUGACCCUUUUGGUGUUGAGGGGGAUGAAGGGGCUAUUAUGAUUGAAGACUUUGUACAUCGAGCCCGUUCUGUUCCUCUAUCUGCCGAGGAUUUACAGCAAAUACAGGAAAGUGAAAAAGAUGUUAGAAGAGCAAAACCUGUUGAACCACAUGAACGUUAUGAACAAGUUGUUGUUCCAGAAGACUUAGUGCCCUCAAUGGAUGAACAAAAAUUAAUUGAGCAUUACCGCCCAAUGACAGUUCCAAUUCCGGUUGCAGAGUUUCCAAGGAGUUAUCAACGUCUUCCUAGCGCUCCUCCAUUAAUAAACAUCACCCAACCAACAACUCCCCAAUCCCCUAUUCAUUUUACCCAGACAGAACGUUACGAACAAUUACCCCCGCAAAUUUUUGAAGAAACUGCCAAAAUUUCACCACAAAAUCCACCAGAUAUUCUUCAAAUUCAAAUCCCACCACCUUUACUACCGCCACCUGUUUCUAUUGAAAUUAUUGAUAAUUCUAGAGAAAAGAAACCCUUACAACCUCCGAGUUCCCCACCAAUAAACACCACCAAAGUUGAUUUAAUUCAAGAACAAUCCGAACAGCAUCAUUUUUCGGCUUUUACCUCCAAUCAAAUUGCCUAUGAAAUUUGUUCUAAAGAGGGAAUUAUGCAUCGUUCAUACGAGCAACAUUUUGAAAACACAAAAAAUUUACAAUCAUUUACUGAAGUAAUCGAAAUAACAAUUAAACGGUUACUUGAUUGUAGUCAACAAACUUUUAAUUUUAAUUUGCCAACAUUAAAUAAUGAAGAAAAAGCAUCAGCCAUUAAAUUAGGCGAAGAUACAAUUCGCCAUCAAGCUGUCCUUUUCUUAGCCUGCACAGCGCAGGCGAUUGAAUGGACAUCCGAAUCUCAGCGUUUUGGACCUAAAUAUGGUCGCGCUUGUACGGCAAUUAAUCAAGGGGGUGAUUAUCUUUGCGAACUAAAUCAGUGCACAAAAGAGCUAGUCGCUUUAUAUUCAAAUCCCCAAUUUACCACCCAAAUACUUUCAAUAAUCAACUCUCUCAAUGAGGCUUUCAUUAAUUUUUUAGGUAAACUACAUCCCGAUUCUAAUGAAAAACGUUCCCAAUUUCUUUCAACUGCCAGUUUUGUAGGGGAAAGUGUCUUUAUUUUAUUAAAUUCAUUAAAUGCGGAUGAAACAGAAGCAAUUGAAGAAAAGAAUUUUUUUAAUAAUUUGAAUGAGGCUAUUCAAAACGUUGCUAAUUCAACUGCUGGAUUAGUUCUACAUGAGGCAAUAGCUCUCUCACGUGUAUUAACUUCUAUAAUGGCACAUCCAGCAUGUCAAAGAAGGAUUCAAAGGAUAACAAAAUUAGUAUUUAUUUCAAUUAAUGAAUUACUUGAAUUGGCAAAAUCAGAAGCCUUUGAUCAAUUUAAAUUGACUGGCAAAACAGAAUAUUAUCAAAAUUUACAAAAAUAUGCAUUAACCACAGAAAUUGCUUUAAACAAUUUAAUAGAGCAAAUAAAGACAUAA